UGGGUGGAGCUCGACGGCCGGCCAGUCACAACCGCCAGGCAAGGCGUCCACCUGGCCCCCCCGCGUGAUCGCGGCCGCUUUGGCGGCUCUUGAGCUCCUCCGCCGCCCCGGCCGCCCGGCGCCCCCUCUCUCAAUUCCCUAUAUAGCCCGGCCCCGGCCCCGCGGGGCUAGUCAUCAACUCAUCCCGCUGCUCCGCUCGAGGACGUACGAUGCCCUCCUCCGCGCCUCGCCACCACGGCGCCGCCGGCCACGCGCUGCUCGCCGCGCUCCUCGCGUCCGCGCUCGUCGCCGCGCGGGCGCAGGACGGCGGCGGCGACGCGCCCGGCGGCCAGGAACAGAACCAGCAGGACCAGGUCAGCACGGCGAUGGUCGCGCUCCUCGCGGCCGUCGUCGCGGUGUUCGUCUUCAUCGCCUCCGCCACCAUGUACCUCCGCCACUGCAGCGGCAGCGCGCCGCCGCCCGCCGACAGCCGCGCGGCCGUCGGCGCCUUCUCCGCUUCGCGUUCGUCGCGGUUGUGGUGGCGGCCGCGGCGGCGCGCCCCGCGCGGGCUCGACGCCGGGGCCGUCGAGGCGUUCCCCACCAUGACGUACGCCGAGGCCAAGGCGCUGCGCGUCGGGAAUGGCGGCGACGGCGGCGGCGCGCUCGAGUGCGCGGUGUGCCUCAGCGAGUUCGAGGACGGGGAGCGGCUCCGGGUGCUGCUGCCCUGGUGCAGCCACGCCUUCCACCCGGACUGCAUCGGCGCGUGGCUCGCCGGCCACGUCACCUGCCCCGUCUGCCGCUGCAACCUCGAGCCUCGAAACAAGGAUGCCACCACCAGCAGGGACGGGGAAGAGCCGACGGGUAGUUUGCCGCCGAUUCCGGUAGCGAGCAGCAUCUCCAGCGACACCGCGGCCGCGUGGCAGCGCGCCGGCCCGCUGCCGGUGGCCGUGGUGAUCGACGUGGCCGCCGAGGAGGAGGAGUGGCGGCAGGAGGCGCUGGAGCUGCACCGGAUCGGGACCCAGCGGCGGGCCAUGCGGUCGCGGUCGGGGAGCGGGCCGGCGACGAUGGCGCCGCCGCAGCUCCCCCGGCGGCAAUCCCUUGCGGCGCGGCUGGACCGCGACCUGGAGCGCUUCACGCUGCGGCUGCCGGAGCACGUGCGCAGGGAGAUCGUCGCCGCCGCGGCCGAGCACAGCCUGCAGCUGCGCCGCGAGCGAGGAGCCGCGGGAGGCGGCGGCCGCAGCGCGCCCCUCGUCGGGCUCGGGCGGCCGGGCGGGUGGCAGUCGCUCCUCGGGACGGCCUUCUCCGGGAGGCUGUCCUUUUCGGCGCCGAGGGUACCGGCGAGCUGCUCCGGCGGCGGAGAGGUGCCGUCCUCCUCGUCGUCUUACUCGAGGCUGAGAGGGAAGCGCGUGGCCGCCGUCGAUGCCGACGACGACGUUGCUGCUACGGGGAGCAGCAGCAGCCCUGACAGCGCUGGAGUUGGGGGCGGCGGUGAAAAAGGUGGCGGCGACAGCGGACGUGGACAAGGAAGUUAAAAAAGUAGGGCGGGAACGGAAGAUUUCGAGCGUAGUAAAAACUUGAAAGAAAAGGCAGUUACGGUGCUGGUUGGACGUAGGAUUUUAAGCCAGGCAGCAAGUAUCUACAGAUGUCUGAACAUAGAUAAAUUUUUACUUUGUAGUCAGUUCCGUUCUGUUUCUAUGCAUUUUAGGCCCUGUUUAGUUUCUAAAAAAUUUCCUACA
This is a messenger RNA of Panicum virgatum (switchgrass), 1715 nucleotides long. RefSeq names its product E3 ubiquitin-protein ligase Os03g0188200-like. NCBI's taxonomy places the organism in Eukaryota, Viridiplantae, Streptophyta, Magnoliopsida, Poales, Poaceae. The transcript is spliced from 2 exons. The coding region runs from base 210 to 1511 and encodes 433 amino acids. The record is from RefSeq and is a predicted model, not a curated record.